CCCGGAGGGAACCCACGCAGUCACGGGGAGAACAGGCAAACUCCACACACAGAGAUUAUAUUUACCUUUGGAAUUUGUUUUUGCUGCCCUUAUAAUUCUCUAUGUCGCAUUUAUCUACUGUUGCACUUGUUGAAAAACUGAGGAAGUGGACUAAAAACGUGUAUUUUGAAUGUAAAAGAUUGUGAUUGCUGAAGUUCCCAGAUGACCCUGAAGGCAGCAUAGUUCCCCGUGGAGAAAAGUGAAAGCCAACGCCCUACUGACAGUUCUUCUGCCCUGCCUUCUUCCCGCUUCAAGUAGCGAGCACAGCUUCUGGAGACUGGCGCUACUGUGGUCGUGACUGACUUAUCCAAGCCUAGUUUGUGUGUUUUCUCUCUGUGUCUGUCUGUUUGUGUGAGUGUGUGUGGAGAGGACCUUGGUCUUCCUGCUAGCAAGACGAGCUAGUAGCUUUUGAGCGGCAGUAGUGUUGCACCGUGACGGUCAAACUUUUCCCUCCAGUCAACACAACAUUUGUCGGUGUGUCUCGGACUUGAACGGCGGUCCAAACCCCACAGAAGCAGAAUGGCGGAUACUUCUGCUUCCAAUUCUGGUGCCAGCUGCCUGGAUAAGCUGAAGAGUUACGUGAAGACCCAAAAAGGUUUUAUCCUCGCAGCAGAAAUACUCAUCAGCUUAAUCAUCAUCAUCUGCUAUGCCGCAUCCCACUAUGGAGGUUACUCGGCUGUCGCCAUCUGCGAGAUGGUCUUCGCCAUGGUCUUCUUUGGCAUCUUUAUGAUGGAGCUGGACAAGCAGAUUCAAGUAGUCAACUGGAUGUGGAGUGAUCUCUUCAGGGCCGGCAUUGGUGCAAUCCUUUACCUCAUCACUUCGCUCGUGUGUGUGAUUGGAGGAUCCGGGGACGGCGCUCGCAUUGCAGGCGGGGUAUUUGGUUUGAUCGCCGCUAUACUGUUUGCCUACGACACCUACACCAUCUUUUUACAAAUCAAGAGCACAAGGCAGCACACAGCAGCCGCCACUGAUGACAGAGUUUAAACGCUAAAAUGAGUGUCCCUCUGUUGAGUAUGCAGCGGAACAAGAGGACCUUUGUGCAGAAGAGGGGAGGGGACGAAGGACAGUAAAAAUAACAGGUCACAAUUCUUUAUGAGCCGCGCCUUAAGAGAAGGAUGACGGUAUGGGCACCACACAUCUGUGCUUGCAUGUCAGUCGGCUAUUUAAGGAAGGCUCCUCGCAAACCUCAUCGUGCCACUGAAACUCAAUGUGUUAACCUUUCUAAAAAGGGAAACCUGUAAGUGAUAGAGGCAAUGUAAAAGUUUGCUUGAUGUCGUCCAGCAGCUUGUCUCAUAUGAAUUUCCACUUAAAAUGGACUACUAUAGUUGGUAGUAACUGUAUCAUUUCAACAUGUGUAUUGACGCCUUAGGGGUUCUUUAACAUCAUACUUACGAACAAUAUGAAUGUGAUGUAUUUUCAUGAGGCUUCUCUUUUUUUAAUGCUUCUUUCAGCAGGUUUUAACCAAUUACCUUAUCUGUGGGCUCAAGUGUUUUUCUUAUUCUCGUCUAAUUUAACAUAUUUCAACAUAGUCAUUCUAAACUUCCAUCCAUCCAUUUUCUACCGCUUGUCCCUUUUGGGGUCGCGGGGGGUGCUGGAGCCUAUCUCAGCUUCAUUCACAAUCCUAAUUACUUGAAGUCAAGUACCUGCUUUCAUUUAGAAAUAUUAAACUGCCUCAGAUCAAACUGCUGGCGUCCACUCGCCAUUAACUAAUUCUCUAUUGAAUUUAAAUGUGUCAUAAUUUUACCGUGUGGUUCUCUAUGUCCACCUAAUUUUUUUGUUCUGUUGCCAGCACAGUCAUAUAGUGCAAAAAACAUUUCUGUUAAUUUACAUCGUCCAGCUGUACCCUCUAGUUCUUUCAGGUUUCUAUUCCCUUUCCCUGUGUCGUGACAGGACACAUGAAGAUAAUCAAAAAGUGCAAAUUGUAUCUCCUAAUAGAAUGAUUGGAUUUAAAUAAUGAGAUUUGGAAAUGUGUAACUGUUACCUCAACUUCCUGGUUGGUGUUUUGUUUCAGAAAAUAUCGCUGUUUGUGCUUUUUAACAUGCCUUACAAGAGUGUUCAAUCACAAUGUAAUAUCACAAGUCAAAGCAGUUGUUAUGGGAAAUAAAAGCCAUUGUUGCAACAAAGGAAAUAUAAUUUGUCAGUUGUUGUUUUUCACAGGGUGGUGAAAAUAAUGAUACAAAAAGAUAUGUUGUAUGUUGUGAUCACUAAUGUGAUUGUUUUGUGCUGUUCAUUCAUUAACAGUGUUACAAAAAAGAUCAGUUAGAAUAAUACAUAAUGUUGGAUAUAGAGAACAUUCAAACUCUAUUCAUUGAAUCAAAAAUACUGAAAUUCCAUGACAUAGUGAAUUUGCAAACAGCUAAAAUUAUACACAAAGCAAACUAAUCUGCUACCCAAGAAUACACAACAGUUCUUCUCAACGAAAGAGGAGAAAUAUAAUCUUAGAUAAAAAUGUAAUUUAAAACAUUUGUACGCACGUACAAUACUUAAGACCUUCAGUACGUAGGUGUUUGGAAUUAAAUUAUGGAAUGGAUUAAGCAAAGAAAUCAAACAAUGUACUAAUAUAAUCCACUUCAAGAAACUCUUCAAACUUAAAAGUGUUUGAAGUACAAAGAGGAACCAUGAUAAACAUCCUGAAUUUGUUUCAUCCAUCCAUUCAUUUUCAAGAUAAUCUUACUCAUCUCACCAUAUGAAAUAUAACUUACUUCACCUAUUAUUUAUUUUUACUGUUAUUACUUAUGGAGUAUAUUGUGAAUAAAUUGAGAACAGGAAGUGAACAAAAGUUUUAGCAACUGCUAUGUAAAGGAAAAGAGGUAGGAUUAAAUAAGAUGUGCUUCUUCCUACUCCUUUUUGAACAUGUUGAAUGGAGAAACUUGAAAUUGUGAUGUAUCAUGUUGUAU
Entelurus aequoreus (snake pipefish) is the source of this 2936-nucleotide messenger RNA. RefSeq names its product proteolipid protein 2b (gene plp2b). Gene Ontology annotation, cellular component: membrane. The transcript is spliced from 5 exons. Bases 559 to 1023 code for a protein of 154 amino acids. The record is from RefSeq and is a predicted model, not a curated record. NCBI's taxonomy places the organism in Eukaryota, Metazoa, Chordata, Actinopteri, Syngnathiformes, Syngnathidae.